GAUCACGUGUCAACGGAAGAAGGUGCUUUUGUUUUUCCUUGGGAAAAAAGUCGAGGAACAAUGUUUGGAAAGACGAUUUUCAGUUAUACUUUAUUUUUCUCUCAAAUGCAUACAGACAAUCUUAUAUAGGACAUGAAAUCUUUCGGAAUACCUGAACCAUAUUUCCGCGUCUUGAAGCUUGAUUGACGCUCCGUUUGGGAAUUCUUGAAGCUGCAGAGAUUGCAAGGCGGAAGAAGGGAAUUUCGAAGAGGCGAGCUGAGAGGGCCAAGAGAUGGCUCCCGAUUGAUUUCAUCAGAGCUUUGCAAUGUUUUUCAACUUAACUCGGGUUUAUAUGAAAUCAUAUAUUUAUUCUAAAACACAGAUUCGUCUCUGUGUCUCGUUAAUGUCAUAAUUCGGACUGAUUAUUUGCGAUCCAAAAACUCAAAAUGGCGGAGGGCUGGCCCAUCCCCCAGGCCCUGCUCCUGCUCGUAGUGAGUGUCGCGGGCCUGGACACUUGCCCUUCUCCCUGUACGUGUUCUGGUGGUCCAGGUGCAGCGCAACUGCUGGAUUGCAAUAGGAAAAGACUGAGUGUUGCAGCUCUGGAAGCUCCAGUCUGGAUCACCCAUGCGUCUAUGAAUCAGAAUGAACUUCCAGCAGUGCCUUUUCUUGGAGAUGCCUCAUCCAACAUCACAGUACUGUCACUUGUUCAUAACCGAAUCUCUGAAGUCGUGGCAGAGCAGCUGUUGCCAUAUUCAUCUCUCGAAAGUCUGGACUUGAGCUCUAAUUCUGUAUCUGAGCUUAAGGCCAGCUCGUUCCCUCCCAUGCAGCUGAAAUACCUCAACCUGAGCAAAAACAAGAUAAGUUCCUUGGAGCCCGGUUGUUUCGGAAACAUCAGCUCCCUUCUGGUGUUGAAGAUAAACCAGAACAGACUCUCUGUGCUGCCUGAUAAAGUCUUCACCCUCUCUCAGCUCCAAGUCUUAGAGUUGAGGCGCAACAGGAUUCGUGUCGUGGAAGGUCUAAUUUUCAAAGAAAUGAAGGCUCUUAAAUCGUUGAAGAUGCAGCGCAACGGCAUCACAAAGCUGAUGGAUGGAGCUCUCUUUGGUUUGGAAAGCAUGGAGGAGCUAGAGUUGGAGUAUAAUAAUCUGACCGAGCUGAAUAAGGGCUGGCUGUACGGCCUGCACAUGCUCCGGAUUCUCCGGGUAAAUCAGAACAAUAUCGGACUCAUUCGAGCUGAUGCCUGGGAGUUUUGCCAUCGCCUGGAAGAGCUGGAUUUGUCUUUCAAUCACUUGAGUCGUCUGGAGGAUUGGGUGUUUUCUGGCCUCAGUCUCCUGCAGAGUCUCAAUCUGGGUGACAAUCAGAUCACACACCUGGGCGAAGGAGUGUUCAGCAGUCUGGCUAACGUCCAUACAAUGGACAUCCGUAAUAAUGAGAUCUCCCUCGCCAUCGAGGACUUGGUUGGCAUGUUUGUGGGUUUGAAGAGGCUGAACUCGCUAGUUUUACAGAAUAAUAAAAUCAGGAGCAUCACUAAGAGAGCGUUUGAGGGUCUGAUGGAGCUGGAGCAUUUGGACCUGAGUAAGAAUGGCAUAAUUUCUAUUCAUCCUGAUGCUUUCACUCAUUUAAAACUUAAAACACUUGAUCUGAACACCAGCAGUCUUCUGUGUGACUGUCAGCUGCAGUGGUUGGGCCAGUGGUUGAUUGACAGUCAGUUCCAGCAAUCCUGCACCGCCAUCUGUGCUCAUCCCGCCUUCCUGGCAGGAUCAAGUGUGCUCGUUAUUAAACCAGAGGAGUUUGUCUGCAAUGACUUCCCUAAACCCCAGAUCAGCGCUCAUCCCAAGACCGCUGUGGCCUUACGCGGGACCAACAUCACUCUGAACUGCUCUGCGUUCAGCAGCAGUGACUCUCCCAUGAGCACCGCCUGGCGCAAAGAUGGAGAGGUGCUGUAUGAAGCCCAGGUUCAGAACUACGCACGGUACCAGGAUCACCGCCUCCUCUACACCACCGUCCUCCACCUGCUCAAUGUUAAUUUUACAGAUGAGGGCCAGUACCAGUGUGUGGUCUCCAACCGUUUUGGGUCCAACUACUCUACUCUGGCCAAGCUCACUGUUAAUGAGCUCCCAACCUUCCUGAAGACGCCCAUGGACCUGAGCAUCCGCACCGGUACGGUCGCUAGAUUGGAGUGCGCUGCGGAGGGACACCCGACACCGCAGAUCGCCUGGCAGAAAGACGGCGGUAUCAAUUUCCCUGCGGCCCGUGAAAGAAGGAUGCAUGUCAUGCCAGAUGAUGACACUUUUUUCAUUGCUAAUGUGAAGACCGAGGAUAUGGGCGUCUAUAGCUGUACAGCCAAAAACGAGGCGGGCAGCCUGUCAGCUAAUGCCACUCUUACUGUGCUAGAAACCCCGUCCUUCCAGCGCCCUCUAGAGGACCGUAACAUUGCCCGAGGUGAGACUGCUGUCCUCCAGUGCAUAGCUCGUGGUAGCCCCACUCCCCGCCUCAACUGGACCAAAGACGACGCCCCGUUGGUGUUGACGGAACGUCACUUCUUUGCUGCAGCCAAUCAGCUUCUCAUAAUCGUAGAUGCCAGCCCUGCUGAUGCAGGGAAAUACACGUGCAUCAUGUCCAAUACGCUCGGCACAGAGCGCGGUCAUAUCUACGUCAGCGUCUCACCCUCGGCCAACUGUGACCCGGUGACCAGCAUAUACAGUCAGGACGGGUGGACAACAGUUGGCAUUGUUGUGAUGGUGGUCGUCUGCUGCGUCGUCGGCACCUCACUUGUGUGGGUCAUCGUCAUUUAUCACAUGAGGAGGAAGAGUGAAGACUACAGCAUAACAAAUACAGAUGAAAUGAACCUUCCAGCGGACAUUCCCAGUUACCUCUCAUCUCAGGGAACGCUGUCCGAGCCUCAGGAGGGCUACAGUAACUCAGAGAAUGGAAGCCACCAGCAGCUAAUGCCAUCUCAUGCUAAUGGUUAUGUCCACAAAGGCACUGAUGGAGUAUGUUACGGUGAAGUGAGCAGUGAUGUUGAUCCAGAUGCUAAUGGAAUGCUGGGUAGUCGUGUGGGCUCUUUCUUUGCUGGACGUAGCAGCUUCCACUGGAGUGAACCCAGAGAGGGACAGGCAAAUAUCCCUAAUGGUGGACCAGUCCCUCUGGUCAUCUGUUCAGACUGCUACGACAACGCCAACAUCUACUCGCGCACGCGUGAGUACUGUCCAUACGCCUACCUGACAGAGGACGACGCACUUGUGUCUCAGAUCCCUCGGGACGGACACCAGAUCGGCCAUCAAGAGCGGGAUCAGCACACCGAGCACGCAGACGCAGCACUGGAGAGUUUUAUAAGUCAGCAGAACGCCUCUGUGUUCCUCACCAACCAUGAGCCACGGCUGCCAGCGUCACAACACUAUAGCACUGAUGUCCCAGGCAGUUCAUUUUGGGAUGGCGAAGAAACCCACUCUUCCAUCCUCGCCCAGGGCUCAGUGACUGUAGACAAGCCCCCGAUAGGUCUGUCUGCUGGGGACGGCCAAGAGGAGAGGAGGGGGGCAAUGGAGGAAGGCUCAUACAGGACUAACCUACAGGAAAGCACCUCAGCGCCCACAUAAACCCAGCUAGCCCGUCUUCCCCCAGUCAUCUUGUCCCCAAACAUCACCACCUUGUCCUUCAAUUGCCUCCCAGUGCCCUCAGCCCACUACCUCCUUUGAGAAACCUCAUUCUCUGCCAAAUGAAAUGCCUCUUUCUUCAUGUUUACACCGCCUCUACUGUCCUUCCCCGCCAUGUUCGGUUGUAAUCCACUGGGAUGUGCAUGUUUUGCCGGAAAGCUUUUCAGACCGGAGACAGAAUCCCUGCUUUCACCAUUCCUGAGCUAACUAGUCUGGUUUGAGCUUUGAAUGCACCAUUUCCAAGAGCUCCACUAGUCCAACUGCAGCAUGUGACAUACAAAUUAUUCCAUGUUGGUUUUCCCGCCUACCUAAGAGUGUUGAAUCUUUUUGCAUAUGCCAAAACUUGACCCAGACUCCCGUUUAACUUGCUUUUGCUCCGGUACAGGACCUGUACGAAUAUUGACUGUGAAGAUUGGACUGUCCAAAUAGGACAGUGAUGUUCUCUGCGUGACGUCAGAAGGCCAAUUACCUGUAUUGCAUUUCUAAUUCCUGUUGGCAAACGGUACAGACUUAUGACCAAUAAUGUGUUAACAGAGUUGAUGGCUCCGUUGUUUCCACUGUUAUUGUACGUCGGAGUUACUGUCCUAUCAUUAAUAAUAUUUUUUGUGUAGUGCUUCUCACAAACCUAAAACAUAUUUCUCAGUUUCUCUGUCUGUUUUUAAGGCACUAUAACAGAGAGUAAGGAAAACCUGAUAUGUUGCACCUUUGAUAAUCUUCCCAGGACAGUCUUUAACGAAUCGUAAUAUGUUAACUUUUCUUCAUUUACUCUCCAUAUCAAGCUUAAGAUUUUUAUUUUGUGUAUUUUGUGUAAAUGUCCAUUUUUAAUUUGUUUCCCUCAUUUGCAUUCUUGCAAGUGAAUUUCUAGUUGAAUUGCAGUCUGUGAUUGAUCGGCUUGACUGAGCACCAUUGGUGUGCAUUUGGGACGGGGCUACAUUCUGUCUGACCAAUAGAAGCAUUUGAGAGAAUUUCUUGCAAUUCCAGUUGGUGCCCUACUAGUGUAGAAAUCACGCGAUUCACCUUUAAAAUAUGUAUAUGCUGCAUUUGAAAUCGGUUGUUACUGCUAGAUCAAACUGGUUUCCUCUAGUAAUUUGCCUUUUUUUUUUUGCCUCAUCUCCUUAAUUUGAGAUGUUAGAACCAAUUUGACAGUUAGGCAUAGCCAUGCCUAGUCAUUUUUAUUGUUUUGGUCUUAGAAUGACAGCUGGAUUUUAUAUAUCUUGCCUGUAAACUAUGUCUUAAGAGGCUGUGUCCAAAACCAAAGGAAGCUGCCUUACAGUCCUGCUGUCCACUCAUUCAACACACACCUUUUAAGGAAACACAUUUUAAACAGAUUUUCAAAACACUGGAACGUGACUGCACGUCUGAUGAUCUUAAAAUAAAUCCUGAGAUAAGCAAGCUCAUAUUUAAUGACCACAGUUCUCAUUCAUCAGUAGAAAUUAGGCAAAAAUACAUUAAUAAAUGAUUUUACUGCUUUUAGUAGCUCAGUCAAUCCAAAAAUAUUUUUUAAAAUCAUGCCAAACCACAUGCACAGGAUUGCUGGUUAACACAGGCAGCAAAAUUAGUAAAAAGUAACCAUAUGAAGCAUCUUGGUGGAAACAAUGUUACGCAAACAUUUGACUUGAUGCUUAAUGCCUUUCUACCUCCAGAUCAGCAUUUUUCAGGUUUCGGACACAGCCACUACUAAGGUUUCUGUUACAUUUACAUUUAUGUGGUGGAAUUCCA
Messenger RNA from Carassius carassius (crucian carp), 5348 nucleotides. RefSeq names its product leucine-rich repeats and immunoglobulin-like domains protein 2. NCBI's taxonomy places the organism in Eukaryota, Metazoa, Chordata, Actinopteri, Cypriniformes, Cyprinidae. The transcript is spliced from 18 exons. The coding region runs from base 426 to 3572 and encodes 1048 amino acids. Gene Ontology annotation, molecular function: protein binding. The record is from RefSeq and is a predicted model, not a curated record.